AUGGGGAAACUGCAGAGUAAAAUCAGCUUCAGCACCUCCAAAUAUAGGGCCGAUAGCUCCGUGGAAGGGACAGGACCUGUUCAAGCCAUUCAGCAACACGGCCCCACGCACACUGAUGCCGUCACUUCUGUGGCUGCUCUCAAACCAGACCUCUGUGUGUCAGGAGGAAGGGAUAAGAGUGUGGCUGUUUGCUGCUGGAGAUCCGGGGCUGUGCUGCGGCGGUUCAUCGGGCACAAGCGGGAGGUCACCAAGGUCACCUCUGCCCUUGACUCAAACAGAGUCUUCAGUGCAUCCCGGGACAAGACGGUGAUGAUGUGGGAGCUUCAUGGGACUUCAGGGCCAAGCCAGCACUUCCCAGGACAUGACCUGGUUGUUACUGGACUGGCUGUGAGCCCAGAUGGCUCCCAGCUGUGCACGGGUUCACGAGACAACACCGUGUGCAAGUGGGACACAGAGACCGGAGAGUGUCUGGGCAGAACUGCUAUCUCCAGGAAUCUGGUCACACAUCUGUGCUGGGUUCCUGGGGAGCCUUACGUCAUCCAGACCUCAGAGGAUAAAACAAUCAGGAUCUGGGACAGCCGGGAGCUGCAGGUGGCACACACGUUUCCAGCCAAGCGGCACAUUCAGACGUGCUGUGACGUGAGCCAGGACGGGCGGUACUGCCUCAGCAGCAGCAGCGGCUCCGCUGGGGAGGGGGGCGAGGCGACCCUGUGGGACCUACGGCAGACAAGGAACCAAGUGUGCGAGUACAAAGGGCAUUUCCAGACCACGACCUCGUGCGUUUUCCUUCCAUGGGACCCAGCUCUCACCCCCAGGAUUGCCACAUCCUCCUAUGACAGCACAGUGAAGGUCUGGGACCAAGAAACUAGAGCCUGCCUGGCCACCUUGUGCCUCGACGGAUCGGGACCGCUGGCCUCGCUGGCCGCCUGCGACAGCUCCACGCUGCUUUGUGCCAGUUUUAACUCAGGAAUUCACGUACUCCAGCUGAGUGACUGUGCAGACCUGGCGCUGGCAGAGGUGGCAGUGUUUUGACCACAGUAACCUUUCCAGCAGAGACUGCCCUGCGAGGGGAUGGGAUUCACCGAGAGCCUCCCCUGACUGCAAGCACCAGAAGACCUUGCACCUGUGGAGCCGUGAUGUGUGAUCAGUGGGGCAGGGGGAUGUAUUGGUUUCAGUUUGGGGGUUGGUGCAGGAAGGCACUAGACCUGUCUAGAAGAAAAGCCAAAUCAUGGAUGCAUUCAGGCCCAGUUCUCACACCUGAGCAAGCCUCAUGCAUUUAAUUUACAAGACCUCCAUGCAGGCU
This is a messenger RNA of Haliaeetus leucocephalus (bald eagle), 1303 nucleotides long. RefSeq names its product WD repeat domain 31 (gene WDR31). The transcript has 9 exons. Gene Ontology annotation, molecular function: protein binding. Lineage: Eukaryota; Metazoa; Chordata; Aves; Accipitriformes; Accipitridae. The record is from RefSeq and is a predicted model, not a curated record. The coding region runs from base 1 to 1032 and encodes 343 amino acids.